Coffea arabica (coffee) is the source of this 1861-nucleotide messenger RNA. The record is from RefSeq and is a predicted model, not a curated record. Lineage: Eukaryota; Viridiplantae; Streptophyta; Magnoliopsida; Gentianales; Rubiaceae.
UCAAUCAGCAUCAUCAAGAUUAGUCACGGUUUCUUCUGAAGAGGAGGAACAAAAAAGUAUGUUUCAGUAUCCACUGGACUCUAAAGGUUAUCAGAUUCUUGAUGAAAUUGGUCGAGGAGCCAGUGCAAUUGUCUACAAGGCCAUCUGUCUUCCCAUGAACUCUUCAACUGUGGCUAUCAAAUCCAUUGAUCUUGAUCAAGCUAAAGCAGAUUUUGACAAUGUCAGGCGUGAAGCCAAAAUCAUGUCACUUCUUUACCAUCCUAAUAUCCUUAAAGCCCAUUGCUUUUUCACCGUUGAUCGUCGUCUUUGGGUGGUGAUGCCAUUCAUGUCUGGCGGUUCUCUUCAGUCCAUCAUCACCUCUAAUUUCCCUGAUGGAUUACCUGAGCCAUGCAUUGCUGCGGUUCUUAAAGAAACCCUUUCUGCUUUAUCAUAUCUUCAUGAUCAGGGCCAUCUCCACAGAGAUGUCAAGGCUGGCAAUAUUUUGAUGGACUCAAAUGGUUCGGUGAAGCUUGCUGAUUUUGGUGUAUCCGCUUCGAUUUAUGAAUCAAGCUCAUCUUAUGGACCGUUACAAGGUUCUCCUUCAUCAAAUUUGAUGCUGACCGAUGUUGCUGGAACCCCUUAUUGGAUGGCACCAGAAGUAAUUCACUCACAUACGGGUUAUAGUUUUAAGGCCGAUAUAUGGUCUUUUGGGAUUACUGCAUUGGAAUUAGCCCAUGGAAGGCCUCCUCUGUCCAAUCUUCCUCCUUCGAAAUCUUUGCUGAUGAAGAUUACCAAGCAAUUCCGGUUCUCUGAUUAUGCUAAGUUUCAUGAAAGUAAAAACAAGUUUUCAAAGUCUUUCAAGGACAUGGUGGGACUAUGUCUCGAUCAAGAUCCAUCAAGAAGGCCUUCUGCUGAUAAAUUGUUGAAGCAUUCAUUUUUCAGGUACUGCAAAGGUCCCGAAUUUUUGGUCAAGAAUGUUCUUCAUGGUCUGCCCACCGUGGAACAAAGGUUUCGGCAGUCGAAAAUUCAGAGACUUCUGUCCUUGAAUAAAACUGAGGAGGAAGAUGAGGAAGAUUCAUUGAGGGAAAAUAUCAAGCAAAGAAGAAUCAGUGGUUGGAACUUUAAUGUCGAGGAUUUUGAAUUGAACCCUGUUUUUCCAAAUGAGAAGAAAGAAGAAGACAGCAUUGUAAAACAAGUCCGAUUUGGUGGUGAAACUAUUAUACAAGAGAGGGAGGGACGGACGGAUGGAUCAAUUUCAAGUAAUUCUCCAGGGCAGACUGUGAGUGUGGCUGGAACUCAGAUUUUGUCUGAUCAACGCAGUGAUCAGGGUAGUGUGGAUGGCGAAAUGAUGUUGAGUAGCCUCUUGUUCCUGAAGAAGAGUUUGGAGGAUCAAAGGAAUGAGGUGAUGACCAUGAUUGGCUUGAUACAGGGGAAAAAGUUCACAGAAAUGAGCAGGGAAGAGCAACUGAUGCAAGUGAUUGAGAGAAUGAAGGUGGAAUUGGAGAAUGAGAAGAAGAAGAAUGCUGCACUGGAAUUAGAAUUGGAGUUUCUGAAGUUGCAAUACAGCAGUGGACAGUAAUAUGAUUAAGCUGUAUUUAGUUCUACAUGGGGAUUUGAAUCAAUUUCUAUGCAGUACAUGGUUUAUUCCACUCCAAAUCCUGCUGCCAUAGAGAACCAUAUAGAACCUUAGUUUCAUAUUAUAGGCGAUCUCCUUUUAAAACUCCUAUAUGAUGAUGUUACCGGUUAAAUUUUAUACAGCCAAUUUCAUAUUGGUUUGAUUGUUAGUACAAUUUAGUUCCAAAACGUCAGUGAUCAUUGUCGACCAAAAUUUGUCAAAUCACCUCAAGAAUCAAUGCAGAUUACAAGAUGUUUGGUCAUUUCA